UUGCUGUCCCUCUCGUCCUCCUGGCCGCAUUUCUACUGUUUGUUUUCUUCAGCCGCUCAACCCCGUCCAGGAAAAGAGACCAGCCGUCAGACAGUAUGGACAUGGACGAUGGCUGUCUGGCGGACGACGUGAUCGCUGGGAAGGACGUCACCGCCAUCUCUCGGGAAGUGAAGACGAUUCCCGAGGACAAAGACAAACAGCUGCGCGACAUCUUCAACGACGAUGACUACCAGGACUACGACCCGGAGCUGCGCAGCCGGCACCGGCGUCGAGAGCUGCACGCGCGCCUGCCGCCGACCAGCCCGCUGAAGUCGGCGCUCAAGCCGUCCAAGCCCUCCCCGGUGACGUACUCGAACGCCGCCUUCGAGUCGGAAGAGGCGGCGCCGAUAGCCAAGAAUGGCAGCCAGAUCUUCUUCCCGCCGGAGCAGCCGGUGCCGGAGCAGGUGCCGGAGUCGGUCCCAGCGUCGGCCGAGCUCACCGAGCAGCUGCGCCUGCUCAACAAACUGGACAGCAUGGCGACGGAGAAGGUGCCAGGCCUGGAGCUGCCGCGUGUCAACCAGCUAGUGAAGCCAGUCGACAACUUGGAGGGCCAGCCCAAGAUAUACAGCAUGAACGAUGACGGAACGGGCAUGGAGGUCAGCGACCCUCGUCCAGGCGAAAAGAUUCUGCAACUGGAUGGGGAUAAUGAGGAUAAGGAAACCUCGUCCAUAUAAUGUGUGAAGCGUUCCGCGUGUCCUGUUUGGCUAUUCUGGAGGGCUGGUUUUGCUGAGCGCUUCUGGGUGCCGUAUGAGUUGGUGCCGGUCGUGAAACCGGUGGGGACGUGGCGACUAAAUUGCAGCAUGCAAAUAUCUGCUACAAUUACACGCACCCGCGCGAAAGUGUCUUGUCGCUGGUGAGAUGUUGUUCACUUUGAUAACCACAACCGCUUGAUUUCUUCAUAAACGUAUCGUCGCACUGUAUGUACAUAGAAAGUGCUCCCGUAACUUGUGAGGCCACCUUGUUACCAGCAGCCAACUACUCUAGCCAAGGAUCUAUGGCACUUUCCCCUCAUGAGAGGUUUCCUUUAAUGCAGCCGUAUGGCAUGGCAUGUUAGCCCUAAAAUUGUACGAAAUGGAUCAACAAGCAGUGCAUGAGGAGGUGGAGCAAUGCAGAGCAAUGUACACAGUCACUGUAUGAUGGUUCAAUGUUUGUGAAAUUAUGGCGUGCUAAACAAUGUAUUUUAUUAAAAUGACCUUUUAAUCCUAUAUUGGUGUUGUUAAGUAAGAUGCAUUCGGAAUGAGUUACGGGUCACGCACCUCACAGAUUCGAAAAAUAUAAACAUAAAACGGACACCAGAUGCCGGCCAGUGCUGACAGCGCUUUUCCUCAGAACAUACGUGAUAAAAUGACAUGCAUUACCAACAGGCUGAGUAGUUGC
Messenger RNA from Pollicipes pollicipes, 1416 nucleotides. RefSeq lists its product as uncharacterized. The record is from RefSeq and is a predicted model, not a curated record. Bases 96 to 713 code for a protein of 205 amino acids. NCBI's taxonomy places the organism in Eukaryota, Metazoa, Arthropoda, Thecostraca, Pollicipedomorpha, Pollicipedidae. The transcript has 4 exons.